AUCCCGAGCCCUGACGUAAGUUGCAAAUUUUUUUCCGCGCCACCGCUGAAACUCGCCUCAUAAGUGCCUACCGUACGUACGUACGUACCGGUACCGUACUUGAGACUGAGUACCGGGCAAAGGUACCGGGCAAGGUACCGGGUAUACGGUACGCGUCUGAGCAUUCUUGACACUUGAGCCGGCGGAGGUGACUGAAAUUGUGAAAACAACGCAAUUGCAACUAUGUGUAGGCCUAUAUCAUGAGAGAAACUGAGGCACAAACAAGCAACUCCCAUCAGUAUUUCACCAGUUUGGAGAUCACUUCAAGAAAAAUAUGGGAAAAGAUGAUCCUAUCGCCUUAGAAAACAGAACAGUGUCUGUUACAAAUAGAGAUGGAUCUAAGAUGAAUCACCCGGCCUUGGAUGAAUAUUGGUUAGAGCAAGUGAACUUUGUGAAAUACAAGCCACCUCCAGACCCUCACGAUGGAGCUGGUUUAGAGGAAUGGGAAGAGAGAUUACACUUUAUGGAAGAAGAUCUACAAUGGCUCCUUAAACUACCCCAUCAUCAAUUUUGGAGUCAGGUUAUUAAUGAUGUCAGCCUUCAACAGAGUUUGGAGUCUUAUCUUCAAGAUGCUCCCAGAUCUCAUGACCCAAGUAAAGCUAAGAUCCCCACAACCCUUGCCAGUCUUCAUAAUUCAGUGCAUAGAUUGGUCUUCAUGGCCUUCCUGCGAAUGUCCACACACAAAGAAACUAAGGAUCAUUUCAUCACCCCUCAUGUCUUUGGAGACCUCAUCUAUAACCACUUUGUUUUUGACAUUGCUAAACUCAUGGACCUUUGUAUCAUCUAUGGAGGGGGUAAUAGCGCCCUCUUGAGUAAGAUGCUUGAAAACAUCUUCAGCCAUCAGCCACAGUACCAGAAUGAUCUAGAGGUUGUAGUGGAUACCACUUUGACGGUGUUGUCCAAGAUUCUUGAGAAAUGUGGUUUCCAUGGCAGCAAUGUCCCUCAACUCAUAGCAGAAGCUGGAAGACAACCAAUCAGCAACCAAGAUUUGUAUGAUGUCAUCAUGUACAUGGCUGACUCCGCACAGACUCUGCUAGCCUUCCUUCAAGUAUACCCGGCUGUGUGUCAGGUGUUCUAUCGAAAAAAGGCUAUUCAAAGGAUUGCUUCUUUCUAUGAAAUUCUCAUGCCUGAACUAUUGGACUUCAUACACGAAAGAGACUGGGAGGAUGAGAGUGUGAAAGACACCUUGAAGAAGCAUCUUGUGAUAGCACAGUCAGGUCUCGUUCACACCUGUGUUUUAAUUCUGAACACCUGCUGUGUUCAACCUAUUCUUUCAAAGAGUGGAAGUGAUGAAGUUUGCAGUCACAUAGAGAGCUACAUUGAAAUGUUGACAUCUCUACUGACUGAUAAACUGUUCUUAGCAGCAAUCUGUGAUCAUUCUAACAUACAGGAUGAUAUUGAUAUCAUGCUUCAGACCUCUCAUCAACUAGAUGAGACUAGGACACAAUUUAUUGUAGAUGGUAUGAAAGAGGCCUUAGCUCUGUAUGGAUGUAAGAAGACUGAGGAUACAUCUGAAGAUGUUACUCCUAAAGGAAACCAAAGCUUGGAUGUCAUAGUAGCAGCACCAGAGGAUUACCAGACAGAUUCUUAUCUUGAAGACAAGGUUUUUUCUGCCUGUGCUACUCCAGCUGCAAAGACUGGUGUUGAACUCGACUCAUUGAUAAGCGGUGUGAGAGAUCUAUUACCAGACCUAGGAGAAGGGUUCAUAAUGGCAUGUCUUGAAGAGUAUAACUAUGACAGCGCUAGAGUCAUCAAUGAUAUCUUAGAAGAUAAACUGCUAGAAUCACUUAAGUGUUUGGAUAGGAAUAUGAAGAGGACAAAGCCUAAAGCUGCUCCUGCUGAAGACCUACUAUCACAGAGAGCUAACGUGUUUGAUAACGAUGAGUUUGAUGUCUUCUCUAAAGACAAGGUUGAUAUGUCAAAGAUCCAGAAAGGAAAGAGGAAAGAAGAUAGUGCUGAUUCUAUCCUGUCUGAUAAAUCCACUAUCCAAGAACUCAAGAAAUCAUAUGAGCAAUACUAUGAGGUCAGCUAUGAAUAUGAUGAUGAGUAUGAUGACACAUAUGAUACCAUCAAUGUUGGUGCGGAUGAUGCUGAUUCUGCUGAUGAGCUACAGACUAGAAGACCGUUUACAAUGCCAAGAGUUCUAGCUGCUGCUCAGACACGAUCCUCUGAAGAAGAAGAGAAUGAAGAGGAGAGAGAUGGAGAGAGAUUCAAAGAGAGCAGACCAUUGGAACAAUUGAGAGCAGGGUCAGAACACAGUCAGCCAGAACUCAAAGGACAACCAUCAAGAGGGGGAAGGGGAAGAGGGGGGCGAGGUAGGGGUGGAGGAGGGAGGGGUAGAGGAGGGGGAAGGACAGAUCAAGAGCUAAAGACAAGACAAAAGAAUGAAAGGCACAAAGGACAGAGAGCUAAUCAUAACAGAAAAGCAAUGGCCGAUAAGAAGCGAUCAAAAGGAAUGGGUCCAUUGCCUAAUUAAUGCUACUUUAUUGAUGCAAUACACUGUCUUGAAUGAGAAGGUGUAUAGAUCUGUAUGCAAUCAACACAUUGCCAGUGAUGAUUCCUAGAUAUCCAUAAAAGCAGGAGUAGUGAAUAGCACGAUUUUGAUGGUACAAUUCUGGUGAAAGAAAUAUGCUGUAUUCAAUGAGGGAAGUUGAAUAGUGUCUCUCUUUCACCAACUGCGAAAUCUUAUACCAUUGAACAAAUAGGAAUAUUUGUUAUUUGUGUUGUACAUCACCAGAGGUUAGUGAAAAAUAUGAAUGGGAAGAAAAGUCCAUUUUUUUUCCUACGCUCAUCCAAAAUGAGCAAAAUGAAAAUGAAGAAAGAAAUCAUGGAAAGCAAAAUCACAUAGCAGCCUUUUCAAGUAUGUAUCAUACUGUAACUGUAUCAGCAGUUUGCAUUUACCCAGUCUGCUACGCGUAUUGCAUCUGCAUUUCGAUUGUGACAUCACCUAACCAUGCAAUGGUAUACAAAGGAUGACUCCACCUCAUUCCCGAGGUGCUAUUUAGACCAACCCUUCUAUUACCCCGAGACCUUGCCUGAGGAGUGAUAGAAGGCACCAAGGGAGUGAUGAUUUCUACUGUCAUCCAAAUACAGACCAGUCCAUAGUUAUAGUGUUCUCCCUGUCCGUCCGUCCUUCCCCCCACUUGGUUUCCGCGCAGUAACUUGACAAAUAUUUAAUGGAUUCUAAAAAUUUGGGUGUGUAGGUAGAUGUCACCAAAAUACAGGCUAAGUUCGAAUUCGGAGUCCGCAGGUCAAAGGUCACAGCUCAUAAUAUAUAUGCGAGUUGGUUUCUGCACGAUAACUUUGGAAAUAUUCACCAGAAUCAAUCCCAGUUCAAGACACUGCUGCAAGUAGCUGUAUUGAAAAAAUUGAUGAGACAGCAAGACCGCAUUUCCAUAUGACACAAUGAAGUGAGGGAUUAUCCACAUCAAAUGACCUGACUGUCAUAUCUUCUGCCAGAGAUUAUUAUGGAAAGGGUGAGUCUUUAGGUCAAAGGUCUAAAUUUGUUCAUUAUAUAUAUGCAUAUUGGUUUCUGCACAAUAUUAAGUUCAAUCAUAUUGAAUGACUUUCUGAUCGCAUUAAGCGGGGGGGGGGGGGGGGGGGCAUCUGUGUCCUUUGGACACGUCAAAUUUCUAGUUUUAUAAGUCUAAUCUAACUUGAUUUGCUAAAUCACUUUGUAAUUUAAACGAGCUGCACUGAUGCUGCCUCGGCAACUGAUACAUCCACUUGGCCAGUGCGCCGUUAGCUACGUGAAUAUAACCGAGCAGCAAUACGCAACCACGAGCCAGCUAGUUGCGCCCGUAGCAACACAACUUGUUGAAAUAAAAAAAUUUCCUAAUUAACUAAAUACAAGCCCAAAACUGCUAAUUUUUUUAAUCAGACUCUUAGUAGGAUUCUGAUCAACAGAACUUAAAAAUUAAUCGGUUUCUCAAUUUUUUUUUCUUUCGUAUUUUUGUCUCGCCUGCAUAGCAGAGACAAUAGUUGCCGCUUUUCCGACGGCGGCGUCAACAUCAAAUGUUAACCUAAGGUUAAGUUUUUGAAAUGUCAUCAUAAAUUAGAAAGUAUAUGGACCUAGUUCAAGAAACUUGGACAUAAGGGUAAUCAAGUAUUACUUAACAUCUUGCCUGAGUUUCAGGUCACAUGACCAAGGUCAAAGGUCAUUUAGGGUCAAUGAACUUUGGGCAUGUUAGGGGUAUUUGUUGAAUUUCCAUUGUAACUUUGAAAGUUUAUGGAUCUAAUUUGUAAACAAAUUUUCGGCAUAACUCCUAUGUGUUUAAGAUGGCAUGCUCGAUUUGUAAUGAAAAUCAUAAGUCAGAAAAAAUUUGAACCAGUGGGAUUUGAACCUGCCAUGUACUGCUUCCCGGUCAGUGACUCAACCACCAGGCUAUUCUGGUUCACGGCUAAAUCACGAACUGGAAUACAAAUACCCUCGAUCCGCUUUCUGACUCACUAAAGACAAUAGAUGGUAAAUAAAUAAAGAGGCUUUAAUAGGAGAAAGCCUCUUUAUCUACUGCUUGCCGGGCAGCGACUCAACCACCAGGCUCAUAUUGGGAGUAUUUGUUGAAUUUGCAUCAUAACUUAGAAAGUUUAUGGAUAUAGUUCAUGAAACAUAGACAUAAGAGUAAUCAAGUAUAAAUGAUUGUUUUGCACACAUCUUAGAUCACAUGAUCAUGGUCAAAGGUCAUUUUGGGUCAAUGGACAUAUUUUAUUAUCAUAUGAAUGUUUUCUUUUGUUAAUAAUUAUGCAAUAGCUGUUUUCAAAGUCAUCACUGCUGCUAUAUUGAAUCGCGUAAUGCAGGCGAGACAGCCAGAGGCGUUCAACUUGUUUUUUUUUUAAUUAUGUAUUUCUUUGUUUUUCAACUUUUUUUUUUUUCAAGGACAUUGUUGCACACAUAAUUUUGAUCAUUUACAAGAUUAAUCUGUUAAAGUAGAAAUAAUCAUACAUUUGCGAAUUUUGGCUAAAAACACAAUUUGCAUUAUUUGGAUUUGUACAUAAAUUCACGUUAUUGAGCAAUUUUGGGUAUGACAUGCACUUACAUAAUGUUGGGUAAGUUAGUAACCGCAUACCCGAAAGUAAAAAAUUGUUAGCAAGUAGCGUGGUAAAAAAAAAUUUGCAUGGCAGAUAUAUUGUAAAAAAAGGCCAAGGGGGCGGAUCCCCCCCCCCCUCGAGCCUUUUAAGGUUACAUGCAUUGUGAAGUCACAUUCUAGAAGCAAAGCCAAUUCCCCCCCCCCCCCCCCGUUUUCCUGCUCUGUAUUAUGGUCAAUUUCUAAUCUCUUAGGGGUGCUUCAUAUCGUAGUGUUUAGAUAGCUAAUACUAGUACACUUUUGUGUAAAUCAAAUUUAACCUGCCGGCUAACGUAAUAGGUUUGCCAGGCCUGGUUCUUGUUAUACUUAAUCUCUAAUAAAGACAUGAUGUUCUACUAAAAUCUUCUU
This is a messenger RNA of Lytechinus pictus (painted urchin), 5471 nucleotides long. Its product is annotated as activating signal cointegrator 1 complex subunit 2-like. The coding region runs from base 314 to 2515 and encodes 733 amino acids. The record is from RefSeq and is a predicted model, not a curated record. Gene Ontology annotation, biological process: regulation of DNA-templated transcription. Lineage: Eukaryota; Metazoa; Echinodermata; Echinoidea; Temnopleuroida; Toxopneustidae. Gene Ontology annotation, molecular function: ubiquitin binding. The transcript is spliced from 18 exons.